Molecule: messenger RNA, 2650 nt
Organism: Anopheles stephensi (Asian malaria mosquito)
Lineage: Eukaryota; Metazoa; Arthropoda; Insecta; Diptera; Culicidae
Product: acylpyruvase FAHD1, mitochondrial
Exons: 2
Coding region: 1901-2581 (226 amino acids)
Cellular component (GO): mitochondrion
Molecular function (GO): acetylpyruvate hydrolase activity
Source: RefSeq, a predicted model, not a curated record
AUUGACUGGCUCUGGACAGAUAGCAGAGCAAAAGGUGGGAUGAAAUUCACUUGCUUAUCGCCGGCAUUGUCUAUAGCUUGCGAUAAGAUAAAUUGGUUGUUGGCAAGCUUGUCCGCUUUCACGUGACACAGUGGAAAAGUCAGUAGACGUGAGUUUACUUACUUACUUGCUUACUUAUCCGGCGCAACAAUCCUCGAUACCGGUCACAGUUUAGCGCCAUCGGAUGCCAAUCGAUUAUCCUGGCCGUGCUGGCGGGUCGCAUCAACGCCAUUACUCCAUUUGGGCCUACCAUGACUGCCCCCGAUAGACGGUACGGGCUGAGUGGCCUAGCGUCAUUCUCAUGACAUGAUCAGCCCACCGCAGCCUGGCGAGUAUAAUUCGCUGCACGACCGUGAGAUCACCGACCAGCUCUUAUUUAGAGAGGCUUUGGGUCUUUGAGACCUCAUUCGCUUCUUUCCUGUCUAUUGUUACAUAUGUGUGGGAAAACUAGUGUGUGUGUAUAGGCUUAACUAUCUCGAAGAUCGAAUUUAUAUCUCUCUGCACAGGUUGCUGAUGGGUAGAAAUCGGAUGAGGCGAUAGUAUGAUGGCUAGGUCGAUAUCAAGUGGGCAGGUGGCUCGGUGCGUAGUGUAUCCAUGACAAUCGGUGAGGAUGUGGCGGACGGUACAUGUCGACGCCACACAGAAGCUGUACAUGGAGGACUGGAUCUGUCAGGAGAAGGUAGGAGUGUGUCAGGCGGGUGUGACCAAUGCGAAAGGACUCGUUGGAGGUGACUGCAGUCGGGAUCUAGGUUGUGCCAGGUGCUGUUCCAGUGUUGAGCGACUAUUGCAUUAGUGAAGCGGAUGGCGUCUUAGCGACGCGGAAGAGUGCUGUGUGGUUCAGGUUGAACGGAGCCGACCUUCGUUGGCCAGAGAAGCCGUAUUCGAGGGCGGUGUCGAACUCUGGCGCUGUCGGGUAAAGAUGACGUUCGGAAUGUCGGGCUGAAGUCCUCCGAAAGAGAGAUUUGUGGUUAGGGAGCUUGAUGGCGCAGUUGUCGAAGCUGGAAUGGAUCCCACAGUAGACCACCAGUCUGUGUAGAUGUGGUGAUGGUCCGGCUGGUAUUUGGUCCGGAUCAGGUACAGGUGAAGGUUCCCCGGAUUGAUUCACUUAAAGUUGAAGUUUGUGCCGUUUCUUUCCUGCUGCCGUUGCAUACUGCUGACCUAACGUAACCGGUUUUUCGGCCCGGCAAAUGCCAGCGGUUGACAAACCAUCAACACAACAGUGCUUGAACCAAUUGCUUCCUAAGUGUCCCCACUGGACGGCAAUCGCUGGUUCGAUUGGCACAGAUAUCUACCAAGCAGGCACCCAACGUAUUUUGGUCGUUGUCCAAUAUGCCGCGCCCUUAUCAGUCCCCGCGGUUGCUGUUGGUUUGGAGAGGUGGUAGAUUAUUGAUUGCGCACAGUUCCACUUUUAGUUGGCGCGAGUUGAGCCGUGGUUUUCUCUUUAAUUCUCUCGUGCUCUCUCUCGCUCUCUCUCACUCUCUUUGUCUCUUUGUGUGUUGCUCUGAUUGCUGCACGGCAUAGUAACAGCUGACGAGCUCGCGGCAAUCGAGGGCACGGCUUUAGUUAGGUCUCGUCUACGUCCCGCUGGUGCUCGUUCUCGUCCACACACGCGCGCGCAAGUUAAUCCCAAAAAAUCGCACUAACGCACCACAGGAUGCCCACAACCAAGUUCUUUCAAUCGACGAGAAAAAUCAUCGGAGCAGGCGUCAACUACAAGUAAGUUCCAUCGUUACACAGCUUCAUUGAUCGUAUCGCCAACAGAAAACUGGGGUCGCCCUGGUUUGUUAGUGUUUUCUUAACGUAAGAUCGGAAUAAAUUCGGAAUAAAAAUCACCGUCCACACAUUUGCUGGAAUUAACCGGAUGGUUAAAACUGGAGAACGACCCUCUUCAUUUAACUUAAAACGGACGGAAGGAAUUAACUACUUAACAAGAGAAAUUUUGCGCCUCACGAACGCCGCCAAACCGGACGCGCCCGUCAUCUUCUUCAAGCCCAUCUCGUCCCUGUUGGAUGCCGCCGAUGCCAGUGCUCCGCCGGCCAUUCGCAUACCGCGCGUCUUCGGUGGCGUGAUCAACUUUGAGGCCGAGCUGGGCGUCAUCAUCGGGCGGCGGUGUGCGAAUGUAACCGCCGACCAGGCAGCGGCCUACAUCGGCGGCUACUGCCUAGCGCUCGAUAUGACCGGUAUGGACUUUAUACUGGACGCUCGGCCCAAAGGUUUGCCCUGGUGUCUCGGCAAGGGCUUCGACACGUCCACACCGGUCAGCCGGGUGGUGAGCCGUGCCGAACUUCCCCACCCGGACGAUGUGCGCGUCUGGUGCGAUGUGAACGGUGUGCGGAAGCAGGACGACAGUACGCGCAAUCUCAUCUUCCCGAUUGCGGAGCUGAUCGCGUACGUGUCGCGCUACAUGACGCUGGAGGAGAACGAUUUGCUGCUGACCGGUACACCGGCCGGUGCGGGACCGGUACGCCACGGGGACGUGAUCGAGUGCGGGCUGGGGGAGGGUUUGGUGACGAUGCGUUGCACCGUGGCGGACGACGAGUAGGGUAACAAUGGCGAUGCAGGUUUUGUUCCAAUAAAUUCGCCCGAUGGUAGUGGGUGGCUGCAACUUAAA